AUGAAGAUCAGCAUCGUUACUGCUACUCUUGUUCUCUCUGGCCUCUCUCUGGCCGCCCCUUUGACUGAGAAGCGUAUGGCAGCCAAGGCUCGUCGUGCCACUGCUACUCAUCACUCCAACCCUCCCUAUGUCCCUGGGUCAAACGGUGUCGAAAAGGUACUUCUUACAAACACCACCAAUGAGCAAUAUAGUUCAAAUUGGGCUGGUGCUGUUCUCAUUAGUACUGGAUACAGUUCAGUAACCGCUGAGUUUGUGGUUCCCAAACCUUCUGCUCCAUCUGGUGGCAGCAGUAGCACCCAAUAUUGUGCCUCCGCAUGGGUUGGUCUUGACGGUGACACCUGUGGCACCGCCAUUCUUCAGACUGGUGUCGACUUCUGUGUCCAAGGUGGCUCACCAAGCUACGAUGCUUGGUAUGAAUGGUAUCCGGAUUACGCGUACGAUUUCAGUGGUAUCACCAUUUCCGCCGGUAAUACCAUCAAAAUUACAGUCACUGCUUCCAGCAAGACGGCCGGUAAAGCUACCGUUGAGAAUGUCAGCACCGGCAAAACUGUAACCCACAGCUUCUCAGGAGAGUCUGCCGCGCUGUGCGAGUACAAUGCUGAGUGGAUUGUUGAAGACUUUGAAUCUGGCUCAUCAUUGGUUCCAUUUGCUAAUUUUGGCACCGUCACCUUUACUGGUGCUCAGGCGACCAAGAGCGGCUCCACUGUCGACACCUCAGGUGCCACUAUCAUUGAUAUCAAGCAAAACAACAAAGUCCUCACCUCUUCUUCCGCUUCUGGAAGUACCGUCAAGGUCUCCUACGUCUAG
Molecule: messenger RNA, 807 nt
Organism: Talaromyces proteolyticus
Lineage: Eukaryota; Fungi; Ascomycota; Eurotiomycetes; Eurotiales; Trichocomaceae
Product: putative aspergillopepsin
Exons: 1
Coding region: 1-807 (268 amino acids)
Biological process (GO): proteolysis
Molecular function (GO): glutamic-type endopeptidase activity
Source: RefSeq, a predicted model, not a curated record